This is a messenger RNA of Sesamum indicum (sesame), 2009 nucleotides long. RefSeq names its product ABSCISIC ACID-INSENSITIVE 5-like protein 5. Gene Ontology annotation, molecular function: DNA-binding transcription factor activity. Lineage: Eukaryota; Viridiplantae; Streptophyta; Magnoliopsida; Lamiales; Pedaliaceae. Gene Ontology annotation, cellular component: nucleus. Gene Ontology annotation, biological process: positive regulation of DNA-templated transcription. The record is from RefSeq and is a predicted model, not a curated record.
GAAAAUCUUGGUAAAAAAAUAUUUCUCCAUUUUUCCGUCUUUCUUGGGUUCAGGAAAUUUUUGUCUGCGGUGUUAUCUCUACAUGUUUGUCUCAUUUUUCACUUCUUGUUUGUCGUUUUUGGAGAAUUAAUCAGUUGUGAGGGAGCGAAAACGGGUGAUUAACAAUUGAUUUUCAGCUUAUUUGGUGAUUAUAAAGAACGAGGAUUUGGAUUUUCUUGAUACAUAUCUACAGGAAGUUUACGGAAAUGGGGAGUAAUUUAAAUUUCAAGAGUUUUGGAAACAACCCGCCAGCAGAUGGUGGUGGUGGUGGACGGCCGCCGGGCAGUCUCCCUUUGGUACGGCAGUCCUCAGUCUAUUCAUUGACUUUUGAGGAGUUUCAGAAUACAGUUGGGGGAAGUGGGAAGGAUUUUGGGUCAAUGAACAUGGAUGAGUUGUUGAAGAAUAUAUGGAGUGCUGAGGAAAGUCAGAACUUUGGGGCCACUUAUGGUAAUGCUGGUCAAGAAGGGAAUGGCAAUGGAUAUUUGCAGAGGCAGGGAUCAUUGACACUUCCUCGGACACUGAGCCAGAAAACGGUUGACGAGGUCUGGCGGGAUAUGUCAAAGGAGUAUGUUGGGGGGAAGGACUCCAGUGGCAGCAUGAGUGGUUUCGGUGUGCCCCAGAGGCAACCGACACUGGGGGAGGUUACACUUGAGGAGUUCUUGGUGCGGGCUGGGGUUGUGAGGGAGGAAGCACAAUUAGCUUCCAAGCCUAAUAAUGUUGGAUUUUUUGGUGAUUCGUCGAACGCUGUGAGUACCUCUGGUCUUGGAUUUGGAAACCAGCAGCAUGAGGCUAGUAGGAAUUCAGGUUUGGUUAGUGGUAGGUUUCCUGAAAGUAAUAAUCAGGUUGCUAUGCAAUCGGCUGGUAAUUUACCAUUGAACAUAAAUGGGGUCAGGUCUGCUGCCCAGCACCUGGAGAAUCUCCCGAUGCAGCAAGAACAACUAAAACAGCAACGAAUCCUUCCUAAACAGUCUGCCUUGGCAUAUGGUGCUCCUAUGGGAAUUCCAAGCAGUGGUCAGUUGGGUAGUCCUCGGAUUAUGGGUGGAAUUGUUGGGAUUUCUGAUCCGGCAAUGAACAAUAGUAUGGUUCAAAAUGCAGCCCUACAGGGUGGAGGACUAGGAAUGGUUGGUUUAGGAGCUAAUGUUGCGGUAGGAUCUCCAGCAUCAGAUGGGCUCACUAAGAGUAAUGGAGAUACAUCUUCAGUCUCGCCAGUCCCUUAUGUUUUUAAUGGUGGUUUACGCGGUAGGAAAAGUGCUGCACUGGAGAAGGUAGUCGAAAGGAGGCAGAGGAGGAUGAUUAAAAACAGAGAGUCAGCUGCAAGAUCACGGGCUCGUAAGCAGGCAUACACUAUGGAAUUGGAAGCAGAAGUUGCAAAACUAAAGGAGGAACACGAAGAAUUGCGGAAGAAACAGGUCGAAAUGAUGGAAAUGCAGAAGAAUCAGGUCCUGGAGAUGAUGAAGCAGCAGAAUGGGACCAAAAGACAGUGCUUGAGAAGAACACAGACAGGUCCAUGGUAAAUGGUGAUGCAGCAUUAACAACUAAAUAUAUCUAUAAGAAUACAUGCUUGUGUAAAUAUUCUAUAGGGAUAUGUUCCUGCCAUAGAUCAAUAGAAAUUAGAGGAGCAGUGCUCUGCCCAUAAAUGUUACUUCACAUGAAUCCUCUUGUUCAAGAGGAAUGACGAGUAGCUACCCAGCCCUCCCUUCUUCUGAGCCUGAUAGGUAGACUGCCUGAAUUAUUACACGGCAGUUAUUUAGGUAUCAGUUAAACAGAGAUGGUCAUAGAAGGCACACUUGUUUAGUCCAAAACACCAUGCUUUUGCCUGUUAUGUUAGUAUCUAUCCUCGUGUUCGUAUACCAUAGAUGACAGUUUGUUAUAGCUUUACAAUGUUCUAAAUUGUUAUCAUCUGGUGCUGGAUUUCCAUUUCCUGUUUCCUUUCAAAGUUAGAAAUAGAAGUUGCUGCAUUACUUCCUUGA